CUGUAAUCUUCCUAUAUUAGUUAAGGUUUACUACGAAAAUACUUCAACGUCUUCAACGAAUAAAUCGUAGUACUAUGUAGUGUUCUUCGAGCAUGGCAUCGGUUUUCAGUCUUCCCGAACCGCUCCAGAGGUUCCUCAGCAAAUUCCCCUUGCACACUUACCCGCCAAUUCCGGUUACCUCAAGACGUCCUUUGCAAAAGCCUACGCUAUGGAUUGCACCUCCUCGGACAACGGCAGCCGACCAAACAUCUAACUCCGAUAUUUUGAGCGCAGACGCCGAGUGUCUGAAAUGGCAGGCAUAUAUCGCUUUGCGUGGGGUAACUGACAUCGCUGUACGGUGGGACAUCUCUCCAGAAGGUGGAAUCGAUGGUCGUUUGCCUUGUCUACAUACUCCUGCGCUUGGAGAUGCUAGCAGUGAGCUGUUAGCACCACGCUCUAUCCCUGGUUGGGUGGAUGGACGAGUUGACGGUGGGAACGAUCCUCUCAAUGGUUACAGUGAUGAAACACUCAAGGACGAGAGCCACGCAUGGGUCUCCUUGCUAGAGGGAGUAGUACAUGCUGCUUUGGUGCGUGCAUUCUGACUCAUAUGUAGACCACAUCCUGACUGCCCUUGCCAGACUCUAUCAGAGCCUCCACAAC
Suillus subaureus is the source of this 639-nucleotide messenger RNA. RefSeq lists its product as uncharacterized. The transcript has a single exon. Bases 93 to 581 code for a protein of 162 amino acids. Lineage: Eukaryota; Fungi; Basidiomycota; Agaricomycetes; Boletales; Suillaceae. The record is from RefSeq and is a predicted model, not a curated record.